Messenger RNA from Dictyostelium discoideum AX4, 3066 nucleotides. RefSeq lists its product as hypothetical. The record is from RefSeq and is a predicted model, not a curated record. Bases 1 to 3066 code for a protein of 1021 amino acids. The transcript has 2 exons. NCBI's taxonomy places the organism in Eukaryota, Evosea, Eumycetozoa, Dictyosteliales, Dictyosteliaceae.
AUGAUAAAGUUAUUAGUUACGCUGGUCAUUAUAUUAUAUCAGAAAACUUACUCUCAAGAACUUUAUUCAUUCGAUUGGAACUCUCCACGUGUAAAUAUUAAUGGGCAGCCACAUUUCAAGAUUAAUUUUUAUCCAGAAAACCCAAACUACAAAGGUGAUUUUUAUCCAGACUUGGAGUCAAAUCCAAAUACAGUAAAAUACACUUUCAAAUCAAGUUGCACAAUAUAUAGUGACACAAACUUUCUUACCACUGAUUUAUUUACACCACCAAUAAACAUUAACGAAAACCCUUCAGGAAGUUUAUUAUUGUUAAAAAAUGUUUUGGUUAUUCCAGAAGGAGUAACAGUUACGUUUUAUGGAAGAGUCAGUUGGCUUUAUACAAUUAUUAUUAAAGGAAAAUUGGUUCUUGAUCCAAAUGCUAAUACAUAUUACACAGUCUCCAAAACAAUUAUAUUCCCAACUGGUGUAUUUGAAUCAAAACCAUCUUCAAGUUUUAAUCACACAAUAUUUUUACCCGCUUUUGAAUAUUGGAAUUUCCCAUCUUGGGAUCCUCUUCAAACAUCUCCUUUUAUCUCCUUGGGCGGUACAGUUAACAUUAUUGGUUUUAACACUGAGUCAAUAUGGGCAGGAAGGAACACAUCAAAAUCUGGUUCUUAUGGAGGUUCAUUCCUCCGUACUCCUUUUUCUUAUUCAAGUCCAGGAUUACCUUUAUUUAGAAUGAGUGGAAGUUAUGAUCCAAAUUACAAUAUUAAUUAUUCAAUGGAUCAAUAUUAUACUAGUGCUAUCGCAGCAUCCCCAAGUGAAAUAAUAGGAGAAAUAUUUGGUGGAAGUGGUUAUAUUGUAAUGAGACCUUGGUCUAAAAAUGUAUUUAUCAAAGGGUUUUAUAAUAGUUCAAUGACUUUUACUCUUGGAUCGAUUGUUAAUAUUCAAAACAGUGUUUUUUAUGAUAUUGGACAUACAACAAGCAAUGUUCUCGAUGAUAAUAUAUUAAAUUCAAACUAUAAUGUUCUUAAAUAUGGAAAAAAUAUACCUGAUAGAUAUCCAAUAACUUUAUUACAUAAUAAAGAAGCAGUAAAUAUUAAGAAUAAUAUGUUCAUGGAUUAUGACUACAUUGAUACUUUAAGAGAAAGUGAAAUCCCAAGAGCUUUUAUUGGUGCUAAACGUUCAUUUGGUACAAUAUCUGGUAAUGCAUUUGCAUUGAGAAAAGGUAUCAGUGGUAUUUCAUUAUUAUAUGGAACAGAGCAAUUUGAUAUUAGCUAUAAUGGGUUCAUUUCUUUAUACUCGGAUACCAGCAUAGUUUCAUCAUAUAGAACCUAUCCAGACAUAGAUUAUAUAAAUGUUGGUAUAAUAACAUCAUCACCCUACUCUACAUAUGAAGGAAAUGCAUUUGAAGGUAAAUUCAAAGGAGGUGCAAUUCAUGUAAUCCCAAUUCAAAGUAGAUAUUCAACAUUGGGUUUAGCAUCAGAUAAACUGAUAGGUAUACACUCUGGAUUAACUCAAGAUAACACUGCUGAUUACAAAACUAAUAAUGUUUGGAACAAUGUUGUUUUUUUGAGUAAUUUCUUUGCAGGUGAAACUGAAGUACGUGUUAGAUAUCCAAUUGGAACUCAACCCCCACUAAAAAUUAAUAUAAAAUUUGGUUGGUAUAUUCGACAGCAACCAUCAUUAACUCUUGGUUCAACCGGAAACCAAGCAAACAUUGAAAUCUUUUAUGAUUCUCCAUAUAUUGCAAACUCUCUAUCUUCAAAUGAGAAAGUAUUUACUAAUGCUCCAAACACUCUAAAUGGCAAAUACAAUGCGAUAUCAAUUGUUAAUUCCAUUGCCAAAGGAAAUUAUGUUUUCUUUUCUGAAACAUUUUCGUGUGGUUAUUUAUCAAUUAAAAACUCUCUCUUCUCUCAUUAUUCUAGUUCAUCUUUAUUCUUAAAGAAAUAUACCACACAGCUAUACCUUUCUAAUGUAAAUGGUACAAAAUUAGAUAUAUUUGAAGGGGUCCUUGGUUUAUAUCCAUUAUAUAAUUUUAACCCAAUGGUAAAUUCAAUAACUUCAAAUCAACUUUUAUUAUCAUUUAAACCAAACGUCGAUUACCUUUUAGGUUCAAAUCAAAAUAUAGAAUAUAUUGUAAACGAAGUAAUUCAAUCAAUAGAUUACCCUUCAAGUGCUUCUCCUAUUUCCAAGGUUGCCAAUUUCCCAAAAGCUAAUGGACCUUAUACAGUUAUUGUUUCAUCCAAUCUAUUAUAUGCUCCAAAUGAUCCAUCUAUUGUUGGACCAUAUUAUGCUCAAACCUAUAUAGUUGAUUCUGGUGUUCAAUUGUUUUACCUUGGUAUAGAUUUAACUCCAGAUUUUAGUUCAUCUUCCAAAGCACUAUCAAUUUUAGGCAACCAAUGGACUAAAUGUGGUUGGAUUAGUGGAAUAUGUAAGGUAACUGGUAAAUACAGUAAAGUAUCACCAAUUCCAUCAACGGUAACUGAAUCUACAACUGGAACUAUCAGAAGCGCAACUGAUGAAGUAUCAAUGUUAACAUCUUAUUUAUCAAAUGAUGUUACAUUAGGAAUUAAAAGUUCAGUAAAUUUAACUUUACCAGCAAAUGCAGAAUACAAGUUUUUCAUCUACUCUUAUAAUGCAGAUUACACUGGAGCCAACAUCGUCAACUCACUACCCAUUUUCACAAUUAAGAUUAAUGGCAAAUAUCAAGAUCCAUACUCAAGACCUUCUUCACCUUAUCAAAAAUAUCAAAAAUUUGGGCCAUUCUAUUGGAAUAGUGGUUCAACUGAUGUUACACUCAUGAUUGAGUGGGCAUCUGAUAAUCUCAAGUACUCAAUACCAAUGUGCGGUAUUGAAGUUUUUUCAAAUAAUACAAUUCCUUAUUCAAUUCCAAUUACAAGCGGUACAACAACUGGCGCACCAGUUGAAACAUCAAGUAAAUCAACAGACUCUUCGACAACAACUACAACAAAUAAUAAUAGUGGUGAACACUUAAGCGCAGCUUCACCUAUUAUUAACUCUAAAUCCACUAUCUCUAUUUUAAUAUCAUUUGUAGUAAUCCAAAUAAUAUUAACAAUAAUUUAA